Messenger RNA from Maudiozyma saulgeensis, 1443 nucleotides. NCBI's taxonomy places the organism in Eukaryota, Fungi, Ascomycota, Saccharomycetes, Saccharomycetales, Saccharomycetaceae. The record is from the annotation of a GenBank genome assembly.
AUGCAUUUGACUAGUGGUCCUGCCCGGUUCCCCGAACUUCUGGUCUUGAAGUACGCUGGCAAUGACAGAAACAUAUUCGUUGACCCCGUCACCCGUACCAUUGAGAUCCACUUCAAGUAUGCAAAGUCACGCUCCUUCCCUCAUUUGAUCAGAUGUCUGGACAGAUUAACCUCCGCUUACCUACUGCACUUCAUCCUUAUUGAGAGAUUCAUGAUGAGAGAGUGUUUGACUAUGGACUACAAGGGGGCUUCCAGGGAUUUGUUUGGUGACCUCUCUGAGGAGGACAAACUAUAUUCCAUCUUUAUGGCCAAAACUGGUAAUACUUCAAUGUCUGAUGUUGAAUUCCCGAGUAAUGUCCUCCAAUCCUUCUUAUUUUUCGAUCCAGUUACUGGUGGUCUCAUUUCCAGGAAGAAGUUUUCAAAAUUCUACACACUGUAUCCAAACAUCGGCAACUUCACUGCUGCCACCAGACUGACUUUAAGGGAGAUGCGCCAAUGUAUUGUUGCCCUUAUCAGGUACUGCCUUCCAAACGAUGGAAUAGAUCCACUGUUUAUGGCGGCUAAGGAAUUCGAUGCUGGACAUGGCCUUUCUGUGGGUGCUUCUGUUUACGCAGUUGAUAACUUCUCAGGACUGGGCAAUCAUUCUACACCACUCACAGAUACUAUUUUGAAGAUCUGUCGUGCUUGGCAAGCAUGGUUAAACCUGGGUGGGGAAGAGGAGACACGUUUGAAAGAGUCUGUCGAGAACUUCAAGGUAUUAGAUGUCAGAGGAUCCGCCAACGACCUAAUCGUGGCCGGUAAGAGUAUUUUUGGUGACCAAUUUGCCUUCCGUGAAAACCAGGAGAAGUUGAUUAUGGAUAUUUAUUUGUCAAACAGGAAAUUCUUUCCUGUUCAGGCCCUACCGGGUUUUGGAAAAACUGCAAUGUUCCAAAUUCCUCUGAGUGCAAUUAAAAUGGCCAGUCCUAGAAGAAGAGUAGUGAGUUUUGUUCUUGUCCCAUAUAUUAGUCUUAUGGCAAAUAUGGUGGAGAGAUUGACAGCGGGGGGACUAGUGGCUGCACCGGUUAAAGAUGUUUUGGUGAUGAACGCAGCCCCUGAGGAACAUACACUGCAGGCGGACAUCUAUGUCUAUUCCUAUGAGGAUGUCAGAUCUAGUUCACUGGUAACAAUGAUCAAUAAUUGGUAUUACCAUUACAGGUCUACAUUCUUAGGCUAUAUCAUCGUGGAUGAGGUUCACAACCUUGGUUGCCAGGACUUCAGAACUGGGGUCACUGCUGCCUUCCCGCUAUUGAAGUGUCACUAUGCGAAUAAGGUGCUGUUGCUGUCUGGAUCUGUAGGGAAGGACAGGUUUGGAAUCCAUCUGGGAGCCCUGAAUAUCAAGGUCCAGACCACUACGGAGGUCGAAGUCAACGACAAGGUCUACAUCCACAACCUUGUCAAGGACAUU